AUGGGUGCCGAACAAAGCUGGGGCGGAAUCAUGAGCACUUUCGAAGACUGUGUUCUCCUUCUUGACAGCAACACCCUGACUGCAGCAAGCCACUUCGACGAUACGGUUAUUUGCCCCAGCCAAUUGAAGCAGGAGCAGGGUUCCGGCGGGAAGAAAGAUGAGAAUGAAGUUGGAAGAGCGCGUUUUACACAGAGUCAAAGUCCGUCAGACUCGGAUUGGGAGACGGUGACUGGGUCGGAGAUUGACGAAACAGACAAGCUGUCUGUAGUGAUCUAUGAAGAGGAGGAAAUGACAGAAUCUGGGAUGGAAUAUGAGAGUUGGGAGGACUUCUUGACUGUGUAUGGCUCGGAGGAUAUGACGAAUCAUGAGAGCAUCAAGGGAGAGAAAAUGUGCUCGACUGCUUGUGGGAGCAAGUCGGGAGAUGGGAAUUUGGUGCAGUCGAUAGAACUGGAAGACUUGCAGGUGGAGCAUGCUUGA
Molecule: messenger RNA, 477 nt
Organism: Cadophora gregata
Lineage: Eukaryota; Fungi; Ascomycota; Leotiomycetes; Helotiales; Ploettnerulaceae
Exons: 3
Coding region: 1-477 (158 amino acids)
Source: RefSeq, a predicted model, not a curated record